CCUGCCACUCCGUCCUCUUUUCGUCCCUCUCAUUCUUUCUGGUGGCUGGACAUCCGCGCUGAGCCCACGGACCCACUGGAAUACUCGCGCCACCCAUCAUGCGCACUCAACACACGGCACACUCCUUGCCUGCGUUCCCUGUCUACUCUAGCGCGUUCGUAUCACCGAACGAGUUUGUACUUGGCGGAGGCGGGGGUCAGUCUAAGACUGGCAUCAAGAACAAGAUACGACUAUACCAUGCCGAGGGUGAUAAGAAACUCGAGCUCCUACAUGAACUAGAGCUGGCAUCUGGGGAAGACGCGCCUAUGAGCAUAGCAGCACACCCUCAAAGAGAGGAAAUUGUGUGCGGUGUGAACAGCUCCCAGGACGCGUUACACAGCGGGCAGAACCAGAAUUGCCGUGUAUACAAUGUCAAGGACAACAAAAUAUCCCUAUCGACGACGCGAAGCACACUGGAGUUGAAGGGCGAGGAUGACGACUAUCAGAGGGUUAGUGUGUUCUCUCCAGACGGCAAGUACCUGGCCGUGGCCGGCACACGCGAUCUAUCCGUUUUGGACUACCCUACACUAGAGCCCGUCGGGUCGUCCAUCCAUCUCGACAAGGGCGAGAUAUUCGACGCGACGUUUUCGUCUAAGACACUUGUCGUGGCAUCCACGGUCAAUUUGUUCGCAUACGCUUUGCCUUCGGACGAAGAUGGUGAUGCGGGGGCGAAGAAAGAGGGAAAGCCUGCUGCACUCGACCUGGUGAAGACGAUUGACCGCCCAGAGCUACCUGGAGAUGAUGCGGGAGGCAGUUUCCGUGCCGUGAGGUACCACCCUCAGGACGAGAAGGUCUUGUAUACGAUCGUGAACACAGUUCCACCUCGUACCCGCACGAAGUCAUCUCCUCGACGCGCUUUCCUUUGCAAGUGGGACACUGAGACGUGGAAAGUGACUUUUAAGCGCAAGAUUAGCGAUCGACAAGUGACGUGCUUUGACAUCAGCCCUGACGGGAAGCUCAUCGCGUUCGGCUCGUCAGACCUCACUGUGGGCGUAGUGGAUGCCCACACGUUCGCUCCAUUGUUGACAAUCCUAAAGUCGCACGACUUCCCACCGACUACUUUGAGGUUCAACCCAACAUCCGACAUGCUGAUAUCUGGUAGUGCGGAUAACACCGUCCGCAUUGUUGCAAUACCGUCGAACCUUGGAGCGACCUCGUGGAGUACUUGGAUUUUGGUUGUGGUCGCGCUACUUAUCGCGCUCUUCGCUGUUCUGGCGCAACAGAUGCAAUAGCUCGCGUUGCAUUGUUGUACGGUACUCUUGUUAUGUCACGGAGGUCCGGAUAUGUCUCCUUCACGCUUAUACUUCUGGACGGGAUUCUAUGUUUCUAUGUACCUAGAUUCACCAGCAUUACUUAUAAUGUUACAACAUGACAAAUUAUACAGCGUCCAUCCUGCGCGAGAGCCAAACGUCGAGCUCGACCAAAGCCAGCACGGGUACAGUCUAGUCGUAGUCCUCUUCCUCCACCAACUUCCGCUUCACGCCGUUAGUGGUCGCCGCUUCCGUCCCGGGGCCAGAUGCAGUAACAUCCUCCAUAGCCUCGUCCCCGCUCUCCUCCUCUUCCUCGUCUCCGCCCGCAAACAACCCAUCGUCUUCCUCCCCUUCGCUCCCUUCCUCCGCAUGCACAGCUCCGGGUGUGAGCAUGUCCACGUCCGACGGGGUAUGUAGCGCUGCAAUAGGAGCCGCGACGGGCCCCAGGUGUGCGUUGUGGCGGGCGGCGGCGGAGGUAGUCUGUGGCAGCGGAGCGGGCUCCAUGUCCUCUUCGUCUUCCUCGUCGGACUCCUCUACCUCCUCAAUUUCCUCAUCAUACUGCUUCACGCCCGGGGGCGCGCGGUUCGGCACGAGGUCGAAGUCGACCGCGGUCAGACACUCCGUCGCGGGCGGGAGCCGCACCCCGAACACCUCAGGCACUGCGGGCAGCGGGACCGCGUUCGUCUGCGUCGCCAGUGACAUCACGUAUUCUUUCGGGACGCGCCCGCCGAACUCCCAUCCGACGCGGGCCUGUACUGCGAGUACAACAUCCUCCAUUUCAACCUUGCCUGUCCGUCCGCCAUGCUCCGCGUAUACGAUUGCAUCUGAGAGGACCUGCGCGGUGUAUCUAUUCGAGAACUCGAGUAUUUGGUGCAGCACGCCGGGCUGCGCGUCCUGUACGGUCGGGGUGGACGCGAUGAGGAGCGCGAUGCCGCGCGCGGAGGCGGGGAUCGUGUCGGCGACGUUGCUUCUUGACAUUGACUUCCCGAGUACGUGUGCCAGGUAGUGUGGUGGCAGGUGCGAAGUGCUACAACGGCGUCGCGGGUGCCUGCAAGUGGUCUGAGUUGAGGCGAAGUGGUGACCACGGUGCACACGGUUCAGUUAUGGUCGGCGC
Trametes versicolor FP-101664 SS1 is the source of this 2403-nucleotide messenger RNA. RefSeq names its product WD40 repeat-like protein. The transcript has 11 exons. The record is from RefSeq and is a predicted model, not a curated record. Bases 99 to 1271 code for a protein of 390 amino acids. NCBI's taxonomy places the organism in Eukaryota, Fungi, Basidiomycota, Agaricomycetes, Polyporales, Polyporaceae. Gene Ontology annotation, molecular function: GTPase activator activity; protein binding; guanyl-nucleotide exchange factor activity. Gene Ontology annotation, cellular component: endoplasmic reticulum membrane. Gene Ontology annotation, biological process: protein secretion.